Spirodela intermedia is the source of this 2648-nucleotide messenger RNA. The record is from the annotation of a GenBank genome assembly. NCBI's taxonomy places the organism in Eukaryota, Viridiplantae, Streptophyta, Magnoliopsida, Alismatales, Araceae.
AUGAUCGCAGGCAGAGACAUCUACGACGUGCUGGCGGCGAUGGUGCCGCUCUACGUGGCGAUGAUCGCCGCCUAUGGCUCGGUGCGGUGGUGGAAGGUCUUCACCCCGGAGCAGUGCGCUGGCAUCAACCGCUUCGUGGCCCUCUUCGCUGUGCCCCUCCUCUCCUUCCACUUCAUAUCCUCCAACAACCCCUACUCCAUGAACUACCGCUUCAUCGCCGCUGACUCCCUCCAGAAGGCGGUCGUCCUCGCCGCCCUCGUCCUCUGGUGCAACCUCACCCGCCGCGGUAGCCUGGACUGGUCCAUUACCUUCUUCUCCCUUUCCACCCUCCCCAACACCCUCGUCAUGGGGAUCCCCCUCCUGCGGGCCAUGUACGGCGACUCCGCCGCCGACCUCAUGGUGCAGAUUGUCGUGCUUCAGAGCGUGGUGUGGUACAGCCUCAUGCUUUUCCUCUUCGAGUACCGCGCCGCCAAAGCUCUUAUCCCCGACCAGUUCCCCGACGCCGCCGGUUCCAUCGCCUCCCUCACCGUUGACCCCGACGUUCUCUCGCUCUGCGGCAAGGAGCAGCUGCAGGCCGACACCGAGGUUGGGGAAGACGGCCGGCUUCACGUCGUCGUCAGGAAGUCGAGCUCCAACGUCAGGUCAACGGUGCCGUCUUGCAAUAAGUCAUGCAGUGGGGUCAACUCUGCCCCCUCCAUGGCGGCGAGGGCGUCGAGUAUGACAGGAGUGGAGAUAUUCUCGGUACAGUCGUCGACGUUGAUGACGCCGAGGACGUCCAGCUUCAACCAGGCGGAAGUUUACACCGACUUCGACGAGGAGAUGGGAACAAGGUCCCCAAGGAGCCGAAGUGCUGACUUCGUCAUCGGAAAGCCGUUGACUUCAAACUUCUCCCAUGUCUACCCUGCUCCGAACCCGACGUUGCGGUCAGAGACAGGAUGGAGUGGGAAGGAAGGCCUCUGGAAGAAUGGGAGUGGUUCGAACAAGGAACUCCACGUGUACACCUGGAGCUGCAGUGAGUCUCCGGGGUCCGAGGGAAACCUAGCAGCCUCAGUUGACCUCGGAGAUCUGAGUGACUUCCCACGAGAUAUUGUAGUAUCGAGAGGUAGAACGCUCCUCGCUCUCUCUCUCCCUCUACCUCCUUUCUUGACUCAUAUUCUUCCUUUCUAAAAGCUCUAUUUGGGGUCAAUAUCUAAAUAAAACAGCAGUCGAUGCCACCUCUGAGAGCACCAGAUCUAUGAGGAAGGCGGGGAUUGAUGGUGAACCGGACGCAGAUGAGCGUAGUAAGAGCCCGAAUCGAAAGCUCCAGAAGAAGGGAGAGAUGGUUCGGGGAAGCCUAGUGUCUGGAGAAGACCGUCCGACGCUGCCCACAUACCUCAUGACCAGACUGAUUCUCGUCAUGAUCUGGAGAAAGCUUAUCCGAAAUCCGAACACCUACUCCAGCUUGUUUGGCCUCGUGUGGUCUCUCGUCUCCUUCAGGUACGUAAAUUUGGUAGAGUGAUUCUCUCUCUCUCUCUCUCUCGAUCUCGAUAUAUGUAUAUAUCAAUCUAACCUUCCCAACAAGGCCAGAGCCCAUUUCCCCAACGUCUGUCUUCGUCCUAACUCAAGCUGAAUCAAUUCAGGUGGCACCUCGAGAUGCCUGCAAUUGUGAGAGGCUCAGUGUCUAUACUCUCCGACGCCGGGCUAGGAAUGGCUAUGUUCAGCCUAGGUGUUCAUUGCUUCAUCUUCCCGAUGCCCACAUUGUAGGAUUCACAACUUAUUCCACGUCUACAAUCGUCUAAACCCUGUUUGGUCACGCAAUCAGGUCUCUUCAUGGCUCUGCAACCCAAGAUCAUUGCCUGCGGGAAAUCCAUAGCGGCGUUUUCCACGGCCGUGAGGUUCCUAACGGGCCCGGCCGUAGCCGCGGCGACCUCCACAGCCAUCGGCCUCCGCGGUGUGCUACUGCGCAUUGCCAUCGUUCAGGUGGAUUCCAAAACCCUAAUGCGCGCCUUCGAGUACGAUUUCCAUGCCGGUUUCGUAACUCACUCUCAUAGCAUCUGCCCGCAGGCAGCUUUGCCUCUGGGGAUCGUCCCCUUCGUCUUCGCCAAGGAGUACAGCUGCCAUGCGGAGGUCCUAAGUACAGCGUAAGCGGGAUCGGCCUCAUCUUUGUACAUAUUUUUCUCUCACUAGAAUAAUCGACUAUCGAAUGCGUUAAGUCAGACGUUUGACCAACAUUAAAGUGCUUACCUCAGUCAUUUUAUAUUAAUUUUGACUUAGACGCCCACCAUGUGGAGGGAAAAUGUGUCAAGAUACUCUCAUAUUAAACACAACACGUAAUGAAUGCAGUCAAAACAUAGAUCAUGAUCAUAACAUGUCGUAAGUCUGACUCCCGCAUGAUUAGUCCAACAUGCCGUCAAAGCAUACGACGCACCCUUAAGAGAGACAGCCAAUUACAAGUUAGAGGGCCGCGCGAUCCGUCGUGGAAUCGGAGCGGGGCGUUCAUUUUACUAGGAAGCAAGUCAAGAACACGCGAUGAUUGUCAAGUCUUAUCGAACAGUAAACUACUCUUCCGUGGAGUCUCUGUCUGAUAAAAUCGUCUGUGCAGGGUUAUCUUUGGCAUGCUCAUUGCCCUACCGACGACGAUCCUCUACUACAUACUUCUCGGAGUCUAA